Molecule: messenger RNA, 4321 nt
Organism: Xenopus laevis (African clawed frog)
Lineage: Eukaryota; Metazoa; Chordata; Amphibia; Anura; Pipidae
Gene: slc4a1.L
Product: solute carrier family 4 member 1 (Diego blood group) L homeolog
Exons: 20
Coding region: 203-2881 (892 amino acids)
Biological process (GO): monoatomic anion transport; regulation of intracellular pH; transmembrane transport
Cellular component (GO): membrane; cytoplasm; basolateral plasma membrane
Molecular function (GO): cytoskeletal protein binding; solute:inorganic anion antiporter activity; bicarbonate transmembrane transporter activity
Source: RefSeq, a predicted model, not a curated record
GAUAAGGUGAGCGUUGGCAGAGGGAGGAGAUUAAGAGACUUUGGUGACUCAGGGUUUUGGAAGGAGCGCGGAAGAGUAAGACCUAAAGAAGGACAGAAGCCUUGUGACAAGACUCACUGGACAUCCAGGUCUGAGUACUUGUGUGAUGUGCAUGCCUGGUUGGCCACUGGGACAGAGAGGGGAGUAAUCACCAGAAGACACCAUGGCAUCUAAAGAUCAAUCCGACUAUGACAUGGAUAUAGAGAAGGCAUUGGAGCAAGUGGACUUUGAUGAUCCAGUACCAUACACUGACAAGCCAUUUGAAGAAGAAGAAGAUCAGGCUUCUGCACCAGAUUUCCCUCCUUUUGCUCCAGCCUUUAUCCCACCCAAACACGCAACAGACGAGGUUUACAUAGAGCUGCAUGAGUUGACAAUGGAUGCCCACAAUGAGAUGCGUUGGGUAGAGGCUGCUCGCUGGUUGAAGGUGGAGGAGGAUUAUCAGGAUGAUAUCAGGCAAUGGGGUAAACCUCAGAUCUCUUAUCUCACCUUUCACAGCCUUUUGGAGGUACAUCGCGCAUUUGAGAAAGGUACGGUGCUUCUGGACCUUGCUGAGAAGACACUUCCUGGCAUAUCCAGCCAAGUCAUUGACCAGAUGAUUUAUGAAGACCACCUAAAGCCCCAGAACAGAGAUGAGGUCCUGAAAGCCCUUCUUCUACAACAUAGCCGUCCUGAUGAAGAAAUUGUAAAAGGGGGAGACCCAGAAAGUGGGCAGCCUCUGCUGCAUUCAUUGGAGAUGAAAACUAUACCAGAAAAGGAAGAAAAGAAAAGUCCGCUGGCUGAACGGGUGCCAGAAAACGCAGAAGCCUCCAUUGUUCUGGUGGGAUGCGUCUCUUUCUUGGAACAACCAACUCUUGCUUUUGUGCGCCUGAAAGAAGCAGUUUACCUAGACUCUGUCCUGGAGGUGUCUCUACCUAUUAGGUUUCUGUUCGUCCUUCUGGGUCCUGACAACUCAAACAUCAGCUACCAUGAAGUAGGAAGGGCAGUGUCCAGUAUGAUGGCUGAGAGGGUCUUCCGCAAUGAAAUGUACCUUGCUGAGGGUCGUAAGGAUCUCAUUAAGUCCAUGGAGGAUUUCCUAGACUAUAGUAUAGUUCUACCCCCCUGUGACUCUCCUGAUGAACAGCUUCUGAAGGGCCUGGUACCGGUACAGAAGAACCUGCUCAGGAAAAGAUACCAGAUGGAAAAGGAACUUGGGAGAAGCAGACCAGAAAUACCUGCUGAACCACCCGAGGACCCCUUGCGUCGAACUGGAAAGAUAUUUGGGGGUUUGGUGCGUGACAUACGCCGAAGAUAUCCCAAGUAUUUGAGUGACAUCACGGAUGCCUUAAACCCCCAGUGUUUGGCAGCUGUCAUCUUCAUCUACUUUGCCGCCCUCUCCCCAGCUAUCACAUUUGGGGGGCUAAUGGCUGAGAAGACGGACAAAUGGAUGGGUGUAUCGGAAUUGCUGGUAUCCACGGCUGUGCAGGGCAUUGUGUUCUGCAUUUUUGGAGCUCAGCCCCUUCUCAUCCUUGGCUUCUCUGGACCACUGCUUGUUUUCGAGGAGGCCUUUUUUAAUUUCUGUAAGAGCCAGGGAAUUGAGUACAUUGUUGGCCGAGUCUGGAUUGGAUUCUGGCUGAUCCUCAUUGUGAUUAUUGUGGUGGCCUUUGAAGGAAGCUUCCUUGUUCGGUUUAUCUCCAGAUUCACGCAGGAAAUAUUUUCCUUUUUAAUCUCGCUCAUUUUCAUCUACGAAACCUUUGCAAAGCUGGUCACGAUUUUCAAUAAACAUCCGCUGCAAGGUCACUACAACCAGACAACCGAGAUUUAUCAUACCAACAGCCCCCAACCAAACACAGCUCUGCUUUCUCUCGUGUUGAUGUUCGGAGCUUUCCUUAUUGCAUUCUUUCUGCGUCAAUUUAAAAACAGUGGCUUCUUUCCUGGGAAGCUGCGUCGUAUCAUUGGAGAUUUUGGGGUCCCCAUUGCCAUUCUACUAAUGGUGGUGACUGAUUACUUUAUUAAUGACACUUACACACAGAAACUCAGCCUUCCCAAGGGUCUCAGCGUUUCCAGACCCGAAAACCGUAGUUGGUUUAUCCCACCCCUUGGCUUCAACAAUCCCUUUCCCAUCUGGAUGAUGUUUGCCUCAGUUGUCCCAGCCCUGCUGGUAUUUAUCCUCAUCUUCAUGGAGUCUCAGAUAACCACGCUAAUUGUCAGUAAGCCGGAAAGGAAAACAAUAAAGGGUUCUGGCUUCCAUCUGGAUCUCCUCUUGAUUGUAGGCAUGGGAGGGGUGUGUGCACUAUUUGGGAUGCCUUGGCUUAGCGCUACCACAGUGCGUACUGUCACCCACGCCAAUGCCCUGACAAUCACCACCAAAGGGGAUAAACCUCAGAUAGAUCGGGUUAUCGAGCAGAGGAUCAGUGGUUUCCUGGUGGCCAUCCUUGUUGGUGUGUCCAUCCUCAUGGAGCCUAUCCUCACUCUCAUUCCGUUGGCUGUCCUAUUUGGGAUUUUCCUGUAUAUGGGUGUGACCUCCCUAAAUGGAAUCCAGUUGUUCGAUCGCAUCUUACUCACCCUGAAACCAUCAAAGUAUCACCCAAAAGAGCCAUAUGUCACAAGGGUUAAGACCUGGCGUAUGCACGUCUUUACGCUCAUUCAGACCCUGUGCCUGGCAGUCUGUUUUGCUGUGAUGUUCACCCCAGCUUCCCUGGCACUUCCCUUCAUCCUGAUCCUGACCGUGCCAGUCCGCCUCUUCCUCAUGCCCUUCAUCUUUAAUAAGCUGGAACUCAAAUGCCUGGACUCUGAUGAUGCAUCUGUGAACCUGGAGGAGGAAGAAGGCCGGGAUGUCUAUCAUGAGGUCCAGAUGCCCAUUUAAAGGACAAAAACUCUCCUUAGAAUAUAACAUUUACCAGGAGGCCACCUUAAAUUGAGCCAAUUAAGGGAAAAGGUGGCUCCGCUCUAGUGAUAGUAUGUAUAUGCUUUUAGCAAUUUGUUACCUCAGAGACUUUGGGGUCAUGUCGUAUCAUCUGGGAAGGAUAGUCCCAUCCCUGUAACCCUUAGCAACCAAUCAGAUUUAUUAUUAUUAUUAUAAAUGCCUUAGCCCAGUAUGUGCUAUCUACUGAUUGGUGGCUAUGGAUUACUGCACUAGGGGCAGAUGCUUCCCGGUGAACUUCAUAACCUCAUGAUUUGAAAUGUUGCCAGUGCCUUCAAAAACGAUGUAGCAUAACAAGUGGUAAGGAUUUUUUUUAUUUUUUAAUUUAAUGAUAUUAUCUGCCUUUACACUGCCAAUAUCCUGAAUUUGUAACCAAAGUGAAUCAUGAUGUUUGGCCAGGGCCAUAGGGAUGAGCGGGUCAAAGAUUCUUUGAAGCCCACCACUGUCCUUCAACCUACCUUUGGGGGCAAUUGGUUGGCACAAACCCAUCCAACCUGCAUGUAAACCCAUGGGAAAGUGCUAGGAAAUACAGCAAGAGUUUAGGAAGCAUCUCCGGAUGUUUCCCUGCUCAAUUCUAUUGCUACUGUCACAUUGAUUGCAAAACAGAGAUGGAAAGUGUCAAGAAAUGCUUGCAGCUAAUUAUCAAGAAUGUGAACCCAGAGUACCGCCUGCUGUUUGGCUGGGUCAACGGCUAUAAAGAACAGCCAAACUUGAAUUAACUGAAGUAUGAAGCAUCUUCUGAUUCUUUCCUGCUCAAUUCUAUCACUCCUGCCACAAAGUGCUAUGAAAUUGAGCAGGGAAGCGCCAUAAGAUGCUCUGCAUGGCCCUUGCUUUGGAAACCUGCUAAUGUCAUGAUAUCUAGAAAAAGAACAUUGUGUAAAUUGCAAAAGUGCUCAGAAGGACAAUUUUAAAUUAGGUUAAAUGGUAGGACAUACCCCCUUUAACAUCUCUAGAUCAUUGUGCCUUAAUUAAUAUUCUUUUUUUUUAAUCUAAUGCUGUGCGUUUGAUCCUGCCCCAUGUAAAUAGACCUCAAAUCUUAUAUAUAUAUAUAUUGAGCUAGAAUCUAAUAUAUUUUAAAUAAAGUUUUUAAAAAAAAAUAUAUCUAUGAAUCUAUUUAACAGAUUUUUUUUUAUUUUCAAUCACUGAUAUUUUUGAAGGGAUAUAGGAAAAAACAUGUUCUGAGGUCUUAUUUUUUUAAUAUUCCAAUUUCUAAACAUCAGAAGUCUCAGGAGGAUUAUUUGGUUUGCAUUGAAUUCAAUAAUGAAUUGGUAUCAUAAACUAGCCUUUAAGUGUCAAUGUGAAGCUUUGCAAUAAUAUUAUAAUUUUAUUACAUUCUUCAAUGUAACAUUUUAUACAAUUAAUAAACUCCCUUUUUGAAAUGUG